AUGGGGUCUCAUGCCGAUUGGAGCUCCUUUAGCGGGAUUCUGACCAGCUUGCUUGAUGGAAACCCUAUCGCCAUUGUGAUUACGGCGUUCAUUGCCUUUGGUCUUCCGGUCUUACUGCAUUUCAUCUUCUAUCGUACCGUCGCGUCGCCGCCGACCAGCAACUUCUUGCUUCUCGGACCCAGCGGGGCCGGAAAGACAGCUCUCCUCACCUUGCUUGAAUCGAAAGGGUCUCCUGCCGCGAAGAAGUCUACGCUGACGCAUACAUCCCAAACCUCCACCCUUUCCACCGUCCGACUCCCCCCAACCGUACCGACCGCUUCCAAUCGGUACCGCUCAGUCAACGACUCGUCUCUGCAGGAUAUCUCGCGGAACCCCGUCAAAUAUUGUGUGAAGGAUACCCCCGGCCAUGGCAAGCUGCGAGAAUCGCAGGGAACAGCCCAGCUUGUUUCCAUGUCCACCACCAAUGACGCACGGUCCAAGGUUCGCGGCGUCCUGUUUGUGGUCGACACCGCCGCUCUCGCCGAACCUGAUGUGUUGCGGGACACGGCGUCCUACCUCUACGACGUUCUCUUGAUACUUCAGCGCCGUGCGCUGAAAAAGGGCAAGUCGUCGAUGAAAGCGGCCGCGGAAAUCCCCGUGCUGGUGGCCGCCAACAAACAAGACCUCUUCACCGCUCUCCCGCCGGGCUCCGUGCGCGAGAAGCUGGAGGCGGAGCUGGAUCGUAUCCGCAAGUCCAAGAGCAAGGGGCUGCUCGAUGCGAGCGCGGACUCGGGUCUGAGCGAUGGCGACGACGACAUUUUGGGUAGCAGUGACCCGCAGGAUGCGUUCAGCUUCCGGCUCUUGGAGGAGGAGAUUGGAGUGAAAGUCGACGUUGUCGGUGGCGCGGUCAAGGGAGACGAGGAGGGCAACAUCGGGGCUGGUGUGAGAAAAUGGGAAGAAUGGAUUGGCCAGUGUCUAUGA
Molecule: messenger RNA, 960 nt
Organism: Aspergillus terreus NIH2624
Lineage: Eukaryota; Fungi; Ascomycota; Eurotiomycetes; Eurotiales; Aspergillaceae
Product: signal recognition particle receptor subunit beta
Exons: 2
Coding region: 1-960 (319 amino acids)
Source: RefSeq, a predicted model, not a curated record